This is a messenger RNA of Hemiscyllium ocellatum (epaulette shark), 936 nucleotides long. Its product is annotated as venom allergen 3 homolog. Lineage: Eukaryota; Metazoa; Chordata; Chondrichthyes; Orectolobiformes; Hemiscylliidae. The transcript has 4 exons. The record is from RefSeq and is a predicted model, not a curated record. The coding region runs from base 391 to 936 and encodes 181 amino acids.
GUGACCUCGCCCGAAACCGUCUGGUGAAUGUUCCUGGAGUUUGACAUUCCAGGGUCGACCAAUCCCUGGGAGAGACCCACCUGAGGUGAUCGUUUAAAUCCCGGGAGAUGGAGACAGCCGGAGAUAGAGAGACAGAGAGAGGGACCGACAGAGACAGAGAGAGGGACCGACAGAGACAGAGAGAGAGAGAGAGAGAGAGACAGAGAGAGAGAGAGAGAGAGAGAGACAGGGACAGGGACAGAGAGAGAGAGAGAGAGACAGACAGACGGAGAGAGAGAGAGACAGACAGACAGAGCCAGACAAGACAGAUAGAUAGAGCGAGACAGACAGAGAGAGAGAGAGAGAGAGGUUGAGAAACCGAGUGAGAGAGACAGAGAGACCAGGUGAACCAUGCCUGGUGUGAGCAUUUCCCCCCUUCCCUCCCUCCUCCUCCUCCUCCUCCUCCUGUCCAUGCCCCCUCCCUCCAUUCCUCGGAGACUCACCCCCCUCGAGAAGGUCCAACUCUUGGAUGGGCAUAACUGGUACCGCGCCAGCCUCCCGGGCCUAGACUCCCAGGGUCUGCCCUUACCCACUGCGGCAGACAUGAACAUGCUGGAAUGGGAUAACGAUCUGGAAGCAAUUGCCCAGGAAUGGGCCGAUAGCUGCCCUCGAAGGUUCGGUUACAGGGACUGUCCCUCCUACACCGCCUGGAGAAUGAAGGUGCAACGGACCUUCGACCUGGCAAACAUCGGGCAGAUCAUCCUGGUGUACCGGCGAAACCUCACCGGGACCACAGUGGAUGUGCUGUCAGCGUUAAAUAAAACCUACUCGAUGGUGUCUCACUACGAUACAGAGAGCAGGAGGUGUAACACCUCCCCAGGGGCGUGUGACUCCUUCACCCAGGAACGCCGCUAUGUGUGCGAGGGAUUAGCCUGGGAGCAGGCAGUUGGGGACUAG